UACUAUAAAUAAAAAUGGUUUUUAUUCAGUUUUGUAUAAAAAGAAAAAGUGUUUUGCAAAGUUUUAUCAAAGUACACCAAAGAUUGUUAUGUAGUGAAUUAAAAGAAGGUUCAACAAUUUAUGCUCUUUCAUCUGGUCAAGGGAAAUGUGGAGUUGCGGUAGUAAGAAUAUCAGGUAGUGAAGCUAAAUUAGCUCUGGAUAAAAUGACCAAUAUAUCCAAACUGGAACCUCGAAAAGCCUAUUUAAGGAAUAUUCGAAAUUCUGAAACUGGUGAUAUUAUUGAUAAAGGCUUAUGCCUUUGGUUUCCAGGACCAAAUUCAUUUACUGGAGAAGACAGUGUAGAAUUCCAAAUUCAUGGUGGAACAGCAAUACUUUCUGCACUAAUGUCUGCAUUGUCAAAAUUAAAAUUUCGUCCUGCAUUACCAGGAGAAUUCACUAGACGAGCUUUUUUCCAUGAUAAAUUGGAUCUGACUGAAAUUGAAGGCUUAGCUGAUCUGAUUCAUGCUGAAACUGAGCAACAAAGAAAACAAGCUCUACUUCAAGCUCAUGGCAAUUUGAGUUCUCUGUACAGUAGUUGGAGAGCAAAGCUGUUGAAAAGUUUAGCUCAUAUUGAAGCUUACAUAGAUUUUGGAGAAGAAGAGAAUAUUGAAACUGAUGUUUUUGAACAGUCUAAUAUUAAUUUAAAACAAUUAGCUGAAAACAUCAACAAACAUUUGAGAGAUGGGAGAAAAGGAGAAAUUUUAAGAAAUGGAAUAAGGACUGUGAUUAUAGGAGAACCUAAUGUAGGAAAAAGUAGCUUACUGAAUCGUUUAGUUCAAAGAAAUGCGGCAAUUGUUACGCCAAUACCUGGUACAACUAGAGAUGUUGUUGAGUUGACUGCUAACAUUGCUGGUUAUCCUAUAUUAUUGGCUGAUACAGCUGGUUUGAAUAAAAAUCCUAAUGAUAUUGUUGAAAUUGAAGGCAUUAAAAGAGCUAGGGAUCAAACUAGCAAAGCUGAUUUUGUAGUACUAGUUAUUAAUUCACUAGAAUAUACUAGAAGUAGAAAAAAGUUUUCUGAAUAUCUAAAUGAUUAUAUAAAGAAUUUGGAAUUAAAAGAUUUAAUUUUAGUGGAUGGAGAGCUUGGUGGUAAUUGUAUAGUUGUUGUAAAUAAGACAGAUUUAUUAACUGAAGAGGAAAAAUGGACUUUAAACAAGGAAAACGUUGUUGCAAUUUCAUGUAUUGAUGAGGAGGGUUUUCAAAAUUUACUAGAGGUAAUGGGAGAACGUUUUGAAGUAAUAUGUGGCAAUCCUAGUGCAGAAAAUCCAACAAUAAGUCAAGAGAGGCAUAGAAACCACUUGGAGCGUUGCCACGAAUGCCUAUUGAAUUAUUUUGACAUAAUAUCUAGAGAAGAAUACGACAUUGUUUUAGCUAGUCAAGAAAUUCGUAAGGCAGCUCGAGAAGUUGGUAAAAUUACUGGACAUAUUAGUACAGAAGAAGUAUUAGACACAAUUUUUAAGAAUUUUUGUAUUGGCAAAUAAAUAUUUUUAUUGUUAUAUUUUGUACAAAAUAUUCGAUAA
Phymastichus coffea is the source of this 1556-nucleotide messenger RNA. Its product is annotated as tRNA modification GTPase GTPBP3, mitochondrial. The record is from RefSeq and is a predicted model, not a curated record. Gene Ontology annotation, biological process: tRNA methylation; tRNA wobble uridine modification. Gene Ontology annotation, cellular component: cytoplasm; mitochondrion. Bases 15 to 1517 code for a protein of 500 amino acids. The transcript has 4 exons. Gene Ontology annotation, molecular function: GTP binding; GTPase activity; protein binding. Lineage: Eukaryota; Metazoa; Arthropoda; Insecta; Hymenoptera; Eulophidae.